Messenger RNA from Arachis ipaensis, 660 nucleotides. RefSeq lists its product as uncharacterized. NCBI's taxonomy places the organism in Eukaryota, Viridiplantae, Streptophyta, Magnoliopsida, Fabales, Fabaceae. The record is from RefSeq and is a predicted model, not a curated record.
AUGAUCGUUAACGGUGUAUCAGAUACUGUUUUAUGCCGUUGUUUUUCGAAUUAUUUAGACGGUCCUGCACUUGAUUGGCUUUCUGCUUUGUUUGCAGGUUCUAUCUCACGAUUUCAGCAGCUGGCCAAGCUAUUUGAAGAACACUUCGCUGGAUCCGCAAUUUAUCUGCAUGACUCGAAUUAUCUGAACACUAUUAAGCAGAGGCAAAAUGAAACCAUCAGCAUACCUGACCUCCAUCCCGAGGUCCAUCUGCAUGCAAUCAAAAGCGGCCUCCGACCUGGGAAGUUCCAAGAAACAAUUGCGGUGGCCAAACCAAAGACCCUUGCCGAAUUCCGUGAGAAAGCCAAAGGCCAAAUCAAUAUCGAAGAACUCAGACAAGCUCGAAAGUCUGACAGAGCAAAUUACAGAGACGAGGAUAAAGCUCCGAGUAGUAAGAAAGGUUUUAAACUAAAACCUCGUUUUGAUUCUUAUGCACAGUUCAACACUAAGCGAGAGGAUAUAAUCAAAGAAAUUCUGAAUUCAAAAAUCAUCAAGCCACCAAGGAAGGCCGGCACUUACCAGGAAACUAGGAAUGUAGACAAAUCUAAAUAUUGUGCUUUCCACCAGAAGCAUGGCCACACCACUGAUGACUGUGUGGUGGCAAAAGAUCUCUUGGAAUGA